Aspergillus ibericus CBS 121593 is the source of this 1431-nucleotide messenger RNA. RefSeq lists its product as uncharacterized. The coding region runs from base 1 to 1431 and encodes 476 amino acids. The record is from RefSeq and is a predicted model, not a curated record. The transcript has 2 exons. Lineage: Eukaryota; Fungi; Ascomycota; Eurotiomycetes; Eurotiales; Aspergillaceae.
AUGGAUUCAGAACGCCCCAAACGACACCUCUUAUCAUUGCCGGCGGAGAUCCGGAUCCUGAUUUACAAGGCGGUGUUCGAGACCGAGGCGUGCGAAAUCCGACGCAGACCGAUUCCCGUCUGGUGUCCCGUCGACAAUUGCUGGCGCAUGGUUCGACGCGAGUUCAUGGCUGACCAGACGAAUCGAAAUAGCUGGGAUGGCUUCUGUAGUAGUCAUCCCGGAUGCCAGUCCACUCAAGGGCAAGCUGUCAGUCGCGACAUGUACGUCGGGCACGGCCCACUUAUUGCCUCCGGGCACUAUCCUUGCCCCCAGUCGCUGGAAAGGAUCCCGUCGCUUAGUCUCGGCUUCCUCCGUACCUGCCGCCAGGUAUAUAACGAGGCACGAGAAUUGCCCUACCAACGAACCUCCUUUUUCACCCAGGAACUCGCGAGUUUCGCGAAUUUCACCUACUGCCUGAAAGCCUGGCAAGUCUCCUCUAUAGCCCAUCUUCACAUCCGGGUCCCACUGGUCCAGAGCGUGGAGACACACCUCCCCGAAUGGAACGAGACCUUCUCCCUGAUCAGCCAGGCCUUCCGCGGCUUAUCCACCGUCUCGGUCGAGAUCUACUUCCGCUAUGCGGAACAGACCUGGCGAGAUACGUUUUGGGAUGGCGGGCUCCUCGAAUUGGACCGCCUAAAUUUAAAGGGCAUGCGACUGGCCAUUUACCAGGGUGAAACGGAUCCCCAGUCGUUCUUUGACUACUCGGCUGGAACCUUGGCAUCUAAGCCAGUGACUCAGACAGUGUCACUACCCAACCCCAUCAGCUUCCAUCAUGCCCGGGAUACUCUUCGACAACGGGACCGGUCGCGCAUUGAUCCCAACGAUACGGGGCGGCUCUUUUUCCGUCUGUCACCCAACGACUUCCCUCUUUAUGUGUGCAACCUCAUCCACUUGCUGCCACAGCGGAACCGCACUGAUGCAGAGAUCCGACGCGAGGAUCGACACCAGCGGGAAUACACCUAUCACUACGCCUACCCCGAGGAUGACUCGGACCACUCGAGUCCAAUCUUUGGAUUCCAAUUCAGUGACACCCUCAAGGCCAAUAAACAGGAGAUUGCACGAGGUCUCGAGAAGCUGCAGCGAUCCCGCAAGCGACUGCAGCAACGGAGAGCCGACUCCUCCCUGCCUUUUCGGCCUAGCCAGCGUGGUGUCUAUCCCCAGAGUCGAAGACAUAGCCUGGAGUAUCAACCUGACGAGAUUGACAGUUGGGAGGAUACGGAACGUCCCGGAGACUGGAGACGUCGCUUGGUCCAGGAGGUGUUUGCACCGUUUAUGGAGUCCUUUCCAUUAUCUGCAUCUACCAAGUAUCCGGGACCCACGAGCACUUGCUUGCAUUGCCCCAAGGAGGGUAACUUGACACCGCAACCUUCCGGCAUGAAUCUCGACAAAUAG